Salvelinus fontinalis (brook trout) is the source of this 2605-nucleotide messenger RNA. RefSeq names its product WAS protein family homolog 1 (gene wash1). The coding region runs from base 250 to 1641 and encodes 463 amino acids. The record is from RefSeq and is a predicted model, not a curated record. Lineage: Eukaryota; Metazoa; Chordata; Actinopteri; Salmoniformes; Salmonidae. Gene Ontology annotation, biological process: exocytosis; retrograde transport, endosome to Golgi; endocytic recycling. The transcript is spliced from 12 exons. Gene Ontology annotation, cellular component: early endosome; WASH complex; recycling endosome. Gene Ontology annotation, molecular function: alpha-tubulin binding; gamma-tubulin binding.
ACGACCAUGCGGAAGUAGACAGUCUGACAGACAGAGUCGAUGUUGUGUUUUAGCGGAUAGUAAUAAACAACCAACUAUUAGAUAGAUAACUGCGGCCGUGUACACACUACACGCUGUCAAUGGUCAGCUGUGAGUGUGCCAAUCUCCCGAGCUGUCUGGGUCCACAAUCCGGAGAGAGAGGGCUGUUGCCUGGGAGAUGAGACUCCAGCACAGCAGUGGCUGGGGCCGCCGAGAGCUGGAUGUAAAAGGAUGAGUGUGAAGCAGUGUCUGGAGGGUCAGGUGUACUCUGUGCCUCUGAUACAGUCAGACCUGAGGAGGGAGGAGGCUGUUCACCAGAUAGCAGACACCCUGCUCUACCUAGAGACUAUCUCUACUGACAUCUUUACCAGGGUGUCUGAGAGUGUAGAGCGGAACCGCUGUCAGCUGCAGAGUGUGACAGAUCGAAUCAGGCUAGCCCAGGCCCGUGUCAACAAGAUCAAAGGCAGCAAGAAGGCCACCAAGGUGUUCUCCAGUGCUAAGUAUCCAGCUCCAGAGCGUCUCCAGGAUUACUCCUCCAUCUUCAGUGGAGCCACAGACCCUGCCUCCCAGACACGCCCCCGAUACCGCAUACAGGCCAAACUACGACCCCUUGAUGACAAGGCCCUGCAGGAGAAGUUGUGUUAUUACCCGGUGUGUGUGAGCAGUAAGAAGCGUUCGGAGGAUGAGACCGAAGAGGGGCUGGGCGGUCUGCCUCGAAACAUAUCCUCUGUCAGCUCCCUGCUGCUCUUCAAUACUACAGAGAACCUGUAUAAGAAGUAUGUUUUCCUGGACCCCCUGGCUGGGGCGGUGACUAAAACACACACCACUCUGGAGACAGAGAAGGAAGAGAAACCAUUUGACGCUCCCCUAUCCAUAACCAAGAGAGAACAGCUGGAGAGACAGACAGCAGAGAGCUACUUCUAUGUUCCAGACCUGGGUCAGGUCCCAGAGAUAGAUGUCCCCUCCUACCUACCAGACCUGCCAGGCAUUGCUGACGACCUGUCCUACAGCCAAGACCUGGGGCCCGGCAUCGCACCCUCUGGACCCACACACACCUUCCCUGAACUACCCUCCUUCUCUGGGGAGGAUAUGCCCGGUUCUCAAUUCCAAGUUGCAGUUCCGCCUCUUCCCCCACCUCCUCCUCCCCCACCAGAGCCCACACAUAUCCCCACCCCUCCCCCUGGUCUCCCCCCUCCUCCACCUCCUCCCCCACCUCCACCUGCAAAUAGCCCUGCAGACGCCAGCACAGCUCCUGUAGUGGGCGCUCCCAGCGAGGUGGUUGAAUCAAACAGCCGGGCCAGUCUACUAGAGUCCAUACGCAACGCUGGAGGCAUUGGCAAGGCCAAACUACGCAACAUCAAAGAACGCAAGAUGGAGAAAAAAAAACAGAAGGAGCAGGAACAAGUGGUAGCAGCAGCCAGUGGAGGAGACUUCAUGUCAGAUCUCUUCAAUAAGUUGGCCAUGCGAAGGAAAGGUAUCUCUGGUAAGGGUCCUGUAGGCGGAGACUCAGGGGAGGGCACAGCUGGCUCUGGCAGCGCAUUCGCUAGGAUGUCCGAUGUAAUCCCGCCUCUUCCUGCCCCCCAUCAGCCAACCGCUGAAGACGAGGACGACUGGGAGGCCUGAGACUAUCAGAACCAAUGGAACUCUGAGCACAUCUAGCUCUAAGCCAAUCAAAGAACAGAAUACUUAGGAAGGAAACUAACUUUUGUUGUUUUUUUUUUUUUUUUUUACCUUUAUUUAACUAGGCAAGUCAGUUAAGAACAAAUUCUUAUUUACAAUGACGGCCUAUCCCGGACCAAUUAUGCGCCGCCCUAUGGGACUCCCAACCACGGUCGGAUGUGAUACAGCCUGGAUUCGAACCAGGGACUGUAGUGACGCCGCUUGCACUGAGAUGCAGUGCCUUAGACCGCUGCGCCACUCGAGAUCCCCCCCCCCAAUUUUUUUUGGUGCUGUACUGUCUGUGGGGUUCCUUCAAGAUCAGGGAUGGGCAACUGUAUGUAUAUAUUUUUUGACUCAGUCGGGGUCUCAAUUUACUGUUGAGUUAUGUAUUAUAUUAUUCUAAGGUGCAGUUUCGACAUUUGGUUGUGCAUCAGCAGUCACUCAAUUAGCCCAUGUCAGCUAAAAUGAUUUAGUCUAGUGGCCAGCUAAUUUACCAAUCUAAUCUAAACUUGUAGUAAGCAUUGUCGAAUUACAGACCCGGGUGGAGCCCAUUGAUCAUCAGUUAUCAUAUUAAAAAUUGCAAACAUUUGCCUCCACCCUAUAGGGGGGGGGGGCAAAAAAUGUUUGCUCAUGGGGGGGAGCAGCAGACCCACGAGCCACUGCGGCUGUUCAUGAGUUCCGUUUUUGUGGCCCCCACAGCCCAUCCCUGUUCCAGAUGGUAGACAAAUGUACUGAUCCUUAUUGAGAGAAUGCUGGACAAAAAACUACAGGAGAUAAGUCAGACUUUAUCUCAGCAUUGUAAAGAUGUUUGUUAUAAAGUAUAAUCAAGUAACACGUAAAUAUAAUUACAUAACACCACACUAAAGCAGCGCAACAUUUCUAUCAGAAUGUUAUGAACAUCAUUCAAUAAAAUUUAUUUUGCAUAGAA